GUUACAGCAAGAGAUCCAACUAAACCAAGAUUUGUCUGUGGUGCACUUGGUCCAACAAAUAGAACUUGUUCAAUUUCCCCCUCUGUUGAAAACCCUUCUUAUCGCAAUGUUACAUUCGAUGAGCUUGUUGAUGCAUAUACUGAACAAGUUAGAGGUCUUCUGGAUGGUGGUGCUGAUAUUAUAUUAGUGGAAACAAUUUUUGAUACUUUGAAUGCUAAAGCUGCCCUUUUUGCAAUUGACACACUCUUCGAAGAAGGUUCUUAUAAAAAAACCCCAAUAUUUAUUUCUGGUACUAUUGUCGAUCAGUCUGGCCGUACACUCAGUGGUCAAACCGGUGAGGCCUUUGUGGUCAGUGUCAGUCAUUCUCAUCCUUCGGCCAUCGGGUUGAAUUGUGCCUUAGGGGCUGAGCAAAUGCGCCCUUUUAUUCAAAAUAUUGCAAAUUUUACAAGCUCAUUUGUAAUUUGUUAUCCUAAUGCGGGUCUUCCAAACACGUUUGGUGAAUAUGAUGAGUCUCCUUCGAUGAUGGCCGCAAAGGUUCACGAAUUUGCUCGAGAUGGUUUGGUCAAUAUAAUGGGCGGUUGUUGUGGUACUACGCCCGCUCACAUAAAAGCCAUCGUUGAUGCUUGUUCUCAUUACAAGCCUCGAGUUCCACCACAUGAUGUUCGUUUGGAAAAUAUGUUAAUAUCUGGUCUGGAAGUCUUGAAAAUUAACAAAGAAUCCAACUUUGUUAAUUUAGGUGAAAGGUGUAAUGUAGCAGGUUCAAGAAAAUUCUGUCGUCAUAUUCUUAACGGUGAAUAUGAGGAGGCUAUGACAAUUGCAAGAGCUCAAGUUGAAAAUGGUGCUCAAGUUAUUGAUGUUAAUAUGGAUGAAGGAAUGUUGGAUGGGAAAGCUGCGAUGACUAAAUUUUUGAAUUUAAUUUCUUGCGAUCCUGAUGUUGCUAAGGUCCCUAUUAUGGUAGACUCUUCAAAUUUUGAUGUUAUAUUGGCUGGAUUAAAAUGUGCACAAGGAAAGUGCAUAGUUAAUAGUAUCAGUUUGAAGGAAGGUGAAGCCGAUUUUAUUAAAAAGGCAAAGAUUAUUCGAAGAUUUGGUGCUGCCGUUGUUUGUAUGGCUUUUGAUGAGACAGGUCAGGCUGAUUUAAAAGAUCGUAAGGUGGAAAUAUGCACCAGAUCGUAUAAAAUCUUGACAGAAGAAGUUGGAUUUAAUUCUAAUGAUAUUAUUUUUGAUCCGAAUAUCCUGACAAUUUGCACGGGUAUGGAAGAACAUAACAAUUACGCUGUAGAAUUUAUCGAAGCUACUAGAGUAAUAAAACAAACAUUACCUGGCGCAAAGGUCAGUGGCGGUAUUUCGAAUUUAUCAUUUUCUUACCGUGGAAUGGAUAAAAUUAGAGAAGCAAUGCAUAGUGUGUUUUUGUAUCAUGCAAUUAAAGCUGGUCUUGAUAUGGGAAUUGUAAAUGCGGGAUUCUUGACAAUUUAUGAUGAUAUCCCAAAAGACUUACUACAGCUAUGUGAAGAUGCAGUAUGGAACAGAGAUCCUGAUGUCACUGAAAAAAUUUUAGCAUAUGCGCAAAAAUUUGGAAAAGGUUCCAAAAAAGAUGAUACUGAAGAAGAAUGGAGGAAGAAUGAUGUACAAUCGAGAAUUUCUUAUGCUUUGGUUAAAGGUAUCGUAAAAUAUAUAAUCGAGGAUACUGAGGAAGCGAGACAACUGCUACCAAGACCAUUGGAUGUCAUUGAAGGACCAUUGAUGGCUGGCAUGAGUACUGUUGGUGAUUUGUUUGGUGCAGGCAAAAUGUUUUUGCCUCAAGUAAUUAAAUCCGCACGUGUUAUGAAGAAAGCCGUUGCACAUUUAAUCCCAUUUAUGGAAGCCGAGCGUCAAGCUAGUUUUGCAGCUAACGGAGGUGAAGGAAUAGAUACUGGUCCACAACAUGCUGGUGUUGUAGUUUUAGCUACAGUGAAAGGAGAUGUUCAUGAUAUUGGCAAAAACAUAGUUGGUGUCGUACUUGGUUGUAAUAAUUAUAAGGUUAUAGAUUUAGGCGUGAUGACUCCAUGCGAAAAAAUUAUUGAAACUGCUCUUAAUGAGAAAGCAGAUGUUAUUGGUCUGUCAGGAUUGAUUACACCAUCCUUAGAUGAAAUGAUACAUGUCGCUAGAGAAAUGGAAAGACGUGGCUUAAAUAUUCCAUUAUUGAUUGGUGGUGCAACAACAUCUAAGGCUCAUACAGCUGUAAAAAUUUCACCAAGAUAUACUCAACCAACAAUCCAUGUAUUAGAUGCUUCAAGGAGUGUUGUUGUGGUAUCAAGUCUUUUAGAUGCCAAGGUGAAAGAUGACUUUUGGGAAGAUAUAGCAGAAGAAUAUGAAGAAAUUCGUGAAGACCAUUAUUCUUCAUUAAAAGAUAAAAAGCAUUUGUCAUUAAAAGCCGCUAGAGAGCAACGAUUUAGGAUAGAUUGGAAAACCCAAGCACCACCAGUAAAGCCGUCGUUCAUUGGGAAGAAAGUGAUGAAUGAAUAUGAUCUGAAACGAAUUUCCGAGUAUAUUGACUGGAAUCCGUUCUUCCAAGUUUGGCAAUUACGUGGAAGAUAUCCCAAUCGUGGUUUUCCAAAGAUUUUUAACGAUGAGCAUGUUGGCGCGGAAGCAAAAAAAUUAUACGAAGAAGCAUUAGUUUUUGUUAAAAAGAUUAUUGAUGAAAAGUUGUUUGUUGCUAAGGGAAUUGUGGGACUUUACCCCGCCAAUAGUGUGGAUGACGAUAUCCAAGUUUAUGAGGAUGAAUCACGUUCUAAAGUCUCUUCAACGUUCUUUGGUUUGAGGCAACAAUCUCAAAAAGAAACUGGCGAUCCAUACUUUUGCCUUUCCGAUUUUAUUGCGCCUAAAGAUUCCGGCAUAUCAGAUUAUCUAGGCUUAUUUGCUGUAGGAAUAUUUGGAACCGAAGAAUUGUGCAAAAAAUUCCAGGAAGAUCACGAUGAUUAUAAUGUAAUCAUGACAAAAGCAAUUGCAGAUAGAUUUGCGGAAGGAUUUGCGGAGUGCUUACAUGAAGAUAUACGGAGAGAAUUGUGGGGGUUUAGUCCAAAUGAAGACUUAUCAUUAGGAGAUAUGUUAAGUGUUAAAUAUCAGGGAAUUCGGCCUGCUCCUGCAUAUCCGUCACAACCUGACCAUCGUGAAAAAACCACAAUGUGGAAGUUGAUGGACGUUUAUGAAGAAACUGGAAUUGAGUUGACUGAUGGAUUAGCUAUGUUACCUGCCGCUAGCGUAUCAGCUUUAGUAUUCGCAAAUCCUGAAUCGCAGUAUUUCGCAGUUGGAAAAAUUGAAAAAGAUCAGGUUUUAAGCUAUACAGAGCGUAUUAAUAAGGAUUUAGAAGAAACAGAAAAAUGGCUACGUCCAAUUUUAAACUAUGGUAAUGAAGGUCAGAAAGUCAUGUCGAUUGUGGGCGAGCAGGAAAUACGAGAGAAAAUCAAGCAACUCAAUUUAGACAAUUGCCGCGUUCUUGUCACCAACGUGGACAGUCAGUCAUCUCUUAAUGGCGGGAUAGUUGUUCAAGUUCUUGGUGAAAUGAGUAAUGGGAACGAAGAGACUUCUAGAAAGUUUGCUCAAACUUUCUUCCUUGCCGAGCAACCAAACGGAUAUUACGUAUUGAAUGAUAUUUUUCGAUUUCUGAAUGAAGAUGAUGAUGUAAUUUCUGAAUGUGAUGAGGUCGAUGAAGGAGCCAUCGAAGAGUCGGUGGGAAACGAAGGAGGCGAGGAAGAUAUAGGUUCAUCACCCACCGGCACUCUUGUUGAAGAACCGAUUAAUGUCCCCACUAUAAUCGAAGGAGAAAAUGCCGUUGCACAUACGCGUGAACCUAUUGCGUCAGAUGUAACAAAUAGCACUCCAAACACCAACGAAACCGAAUCUGUCCCCAGUGCACCUUUACCAUUAAUGUCAGCAUCUACCUCUGAAGGGCAACAAACUAAUUCAUCUUUGGUAGCGUCAAAUGACACGUUAAACGCUUCCUCUGAUAAAUCUCAGGCCACUCAAAUUGCAGUCGGUUCACCCUCAGUUCACGCGAACAAGAAUUCGGUUACGAAUGUGGCGGUUAAUAUUCAGCCGGUUUAUCCGAAUAGAACACCGGUUCCUAACAUAGUGCCCUUUACAACUCAAGUAUCGCCACCUUAUAUUAAUCAACAACCAGUUCCUACGAUGAUUAAUGGGCCAUCAUCUCAAAAUAUGAAACAAUCUACCAAUGGUCAAAUUGGUAAUGCAUCCCCUACUUACGCUCAACGUUCGAAUACGCCCAGACCACAAACAGUUGGAAGUGGCCCAGCAUAUACUCAGGCAUCAAGUUCUAGAACACAAACGACUGGCAAUGGUCCAGCAAUUGCGCAACAAUUACAAAUCCCUAAAGUUGCGUCGCAAGCAGUUCCACAUACUGUAAACGGUUUGCAUACAUCAGUUCCUCGAUCAACCUCCCCGGUUUCUCAAAGAUCUGUUUCUCCGGUUGGGAAUGAUCAUAAAUCAUCUUUAAAUAUUGUCAACGGUGAGCCCGGAGUUGUCAAUCAAUCUGUUGAGAACGGGCAAUCUACUGUUACCAAACCAGCGGGCAAUGUUUCGGAUAAUCCUGAAGCUGCUUCUGUGAAACCGGCAUCAACUGUCGUAAAUAGUGAAAACCUUUCUAAAUCAACAUCUAAUGUCGCUAGUGGAGAAUCUACUUCUGUGAAAUCAGUAGUUAACGGCGAGCCAGUCACGCACGCAAAUGUUCAAAGCGGCUCUGACUCUAAGAAAAUCGGUGUUGCUACAACUAACACCGCUAACGUAAAAGAUGAGUCGACAGUUAAUGCCGUUCAGGCUUCCGGCACAAAUCAACAAGCCACACAACCAGCACCAAAGCCACAAGGGCCCCAAACUUGGGCAAGCACCCUCUUCAAAAGUGGUGGUAAUACGCAAACCGAGCCCAAGCCCCAAAGUGUUCCUGCAACACUUCCUGCACAAAAGGUACAGCAAAAACCGGCACCUCAAAGUUCGCAUCCACCUCAACAACAAACCCGGGAAAACAGAAACUUUCGUCAGGAAGGACUAAAAGGAAACAAUCGCCGUAACAGUGAUACAAACUUUUCUAUCUAUGUUAAAGGGGUCUCUCAAAAAGUGACCUAUGAUCAAUUGAGAUCUUCGCUCAGUUCUUUUGGACAGAUUAGACAUCUUGAUCUUAUUCACAACAAAUCUUGUGCAUUCGUCGAGUUUUAUGAUGAAGAAUCGUACAGAGAAUGUCUUAAUCGUCAUACUCUUACUAUUGCUAAUCAAUGUUUAACCUUUGAAGAGCGCCGCCCAUCUCGCAAUAAUAUUAACCGUGGUGGCAAUAAACCGCCUCGCGGAAGAGGCUAUUAA
Molecule: messenger RNA, 5346 nt
Organism: Racocetra persica
Lineage: Eukaryota; Fungi; Glomeromycota; Glomeromycetes; Diversisporales; Gigasporaceae
Source: the annotation of a GenBank genome assembly